UAUCAUAAUAACCCCUUUGAUUCGGUAAGCCAUUGGAGAGAGAGUCAGAGACCUCAGGGACUCAGAAGCAGACAAGUUUUGAUUCUUCUUCGGCCGGGACUUUUACUGAUUUUAAAAACAUCGAAGAAGAAGAGGAAGAAGAUAAAUUGGGAAUAAUUUUCUGGGUUUUCGAUUUGGGUGAAACCCUAGGGGGCUUGUGUGAAUCGUGAUCAGAUGCUAUUGAGUCGACGAUUAGAGAAGAAGAAGAGUAUUAUAGCAAGCGAACAACACCAUGAUGAACACUUCUAAUGGAAUGAUAUCUGGCCCAUCUUCAUCGUCUUCACCUGCGGCGAAUCCUCAGUCUCCCGGAAUUAAGACUUAUUUCAAGACGCCUGAAGGGAAGUAUAAGCUUCACUACGAGAAAACGCAUUCCUCUGGUCUCCUUCACUACGCACAUGGCAAAACGGUUACUCAGGUAACACUAGCACAGCUAAAGGAAAGAGCUGCUCCUACGACCCCAACUGGUACUUCUUCUUCGUCCUCGGGUUACACUGCUGGUAGCGGAUUCCGUUCAGCAACAGCGAGGUUGCUAGGCACUGGAAAUGGGAGUCGUGCGCUUAGUUUUGUUGGAGGUAAUGGAGGGGGCAAAAAUGUGAGUGCUAGUUCCAGGAUUAGUGGCUCUUUCGCUGCUUCUAAUUUUACCACUUCGAUUACAAAUACAAAUUUCGAUGGGAAAGGAACUUACUUGGUCUUCAAUGUGAGUGAUGCUAUUUUUAUCUGUGACUUGAACUCACAAGACAAGGAUCCUGUAAAGUCUAUCCAUUUCAGUAAUUCAAACCCUAUGUGCCAUUCUUUUGAUCCGGAUGCUAAGGAUGGGCAUGACUUACUUAUUGGGCUAAAUUCUGGGGAUGUGUACACGGUAUCACUGAGACAACAGUUACAGGAUGUCUCUAAGAAGCUUGUUGGUGCACUGCACUAUAACAAGGAUGGUUCUGUGAAUAACAGUCGUUGCACUAGUAUAUCCUGGGUGCCUGGAGGUGAUGGAGCAUUUGUCGUUGCUCAUGCUGAUGGCAAUUUGUACGUGUAUGAGAAGAAUAAAGAUGGUGCCACUGACUCAACAUUUCCUGCUAUAAGAGAUCCUACACAAUUUUCAGUUGACAAAGCAAAAUAUAGCAAGAGUAAUCCUGUUGCGAGAUGGCAUAUCUGUCAAGGUUCAGUUAACAGCAUUGCAUUCUCAAAUGAUGGGGCACACUUGGCGACUGUUGGAAGAGAUGGCUAUCUUCGCAUUUUUGACUUCACAACCCAGAAGCUAGUAUGUGGUGGGAAAAGUUAUUAUGGUGCUCUGCUAUGCUGUUCGUGGAGUAUGGAUGGAAAGUACAUUUUGACUGGAGGUGAAGAUGACUUGGUUCAAGUGUGGAGUAUGGAGGAUCGGAAGGUCGUGGCGUGGGGUGAGGGACACAAUUCGUGGGUAAGUGGAGUAGCUUUUGAUUCCUACUGGUCGUCACCAAAUUCGGAUGGGUCAGGAGAGCAUGUUAUGUACCGUUUUGGAUCAGUUGGUCAGGAUACACAGUUACUUCUGUGGGACCUUGAAAUGGAUGAGAUCGUAGUUCCACUUAGGCGACCGCCGGGAGGAUCUCCCACUUACAGCACGGGAAGUCAGUCAGCUCACUGGGACAAUAUCAUACCAAUGGGAACUCUUCAACCCGCUCCUUGCAAACGUGAUGUUCCAAAGCUCUCACCAAUCAUAGCUCACCGAGUUCACACUGAGCCCCUCUCUGGCUUGAUGUUCACACAAGAAUCAGUCGUUACAGCUUGCCGAGAAGGACAUAUAAAGAUUUGGACACGGCCCAGUGACUCAGAAACACAAUCCAACAGCUGCCCAGAAGCAAAUCCUACAAGUGCCCUCCAGAGCACAAGCUCCCCUAAAGACAACAAAACUUCACUGAGCAGCAAGGUCAUCAGUGGUUCUAGUUUCAAGCAAUGACAGAGAUGCUGUCUGAAAACCAGGUGCUAUUAUUUAGUCAUGUUUCUCCUUCUUAAGUGAAAAAGAAAAAGAAACCUUAAAGGAAAAGCCCUGUGAAUAAAAUUCGACUGGGUUUUGUUUUUUAUUCUAAAAGAAAGAUCAAAAUUUGAGCUCUGACUGUAAAUUGGAGGCUGACAAAGUUUGUGGGCAUAGAAGAGAAUAUAUGGGUGAGAGACUAAAGAGAAAUUUCUGAUGUGAUUAUAAGAAAGAAAACAAAGUGUUGUCUCAUCAGCUAAUAUUUCCACUUUUUGUGCUUUAGAAAGAAGUCACUCUUUAUUUUCAUGCUUUUUGCAAACACUAAAACGAUUCCUUCUC
This is a messenger RNA of Camelina sativa (false flax), 2317 nucleotides long. RefSeq names its product putative catabolite repression protein creC. Gene Ontology annotation, molecular function: protein binding. The record is from RefSeq and is a predicted model, not a curated record. NCBI's taxonomy places the organism in Eukaryota, Viridiplantae, Streptophyta, Magnoliopsida, Brassicales, Brassicaceae.